AUGUCGACGGACAGCGCCGACCGCAAUGCGCCCCCCAGCGAGAAGGGCGAGAAAGUCGAGAAAGUCGACGAAAAGAUCGACGUGCACCAGGCUGAGAUCCUCGCCGACGCCGUCGAUGGCGAGAACCACGAGCACGAGAUGGGCGUGUGGGAGGCAGCCAAGCAGUAUCCCUGGGCCUGCUUCUGGGCGUUCAUCAUGUGCUUCACCAUCGUCAUGGAGUCGUUCGACAUGUUCCUCAACACCAACUUCGUCGCGCUGCAGCACUUCUCCAAGGUGUACGGCGUGCAGACGGGCGAAGACAGCUACGCCAUUCCAACCCGCUGGCAGAGCGCGCUCUUCCAGGCUGGACAGUGCGGUGCGUUUAUCGGCGUCUAUCUGGCUGGCCCGAUCACCAACCGCAUUGGAUAUCGCUGGACGACCCUGGUGGGAUUGGUCUUGAUGAAUGCCACCAUCUUCGUCUCGUUUUUUGCCGACUCGCUCACCCUCCUUGUCGUCGGACAAGCGCUGGAGGGCGUCCCCUGGGGCUUCUUCAUUGCAAACUCGCCCGCCUACGCCUCGGAGAUUGUCCCUCUGCCUCUUCGAGCUGCGUGCACGGCAACCCUGCAGAUGAGUUGGUCGAUUGGUUCCAUCAUCGUCGCCGGCGCCACCUACGCCUACAACGGAUUGGAGAACGAGUGGUCAUGGCGUGUGCCGCUUGCCCUGCAAUGGAUCUUCCCUACGCCCCUGAUGGUCCUCAUCUUCAUCGCCCCCGAGUCUCCAUGGUGGCUUAUCCGUCGCGGCCGCAAAGACGAGGCCCUCCGCUCCAUCAAGCGCCUCGGUGCGAAGGACGAAGCCCAGGCUCACCAGUCCCUGGCCAUGAUGGAGCGAACGGUCAAGAUUGAAGAGUCGAUCGGUGGCUCCCCGACCCUCCUCGACCUGCUCAAGGGCACCGACCUCCGACGAACAAUCAUCACCUGCCUGGUCUACGCAUCCCAGAACUUCGCGGGCAACCUCAUCGCCAACCAGGCCACCUACUUCUUCGAGCAAGCCGGAAUCCCACACAGCCGCGCCUUCCAACUAAACCUCAUCACAACCUGUCUCCAAUUCGUCGCCAACGCCGUCUCCUGGGGUCUGACAUCGUGGUUCCGCCGCCGCACCGUCUUCCUCUGGGGCACCGGCACAAACGUCAUGUUCCUCUUCAUCCUGGGAAUCUGCGCCUCCGUCCCCCAGACCAACAAGACGAACUACGCCCAGGCCUGUCUGGGCGUGAUCAUCUCGGUCGUGUACGCCGGCGCCCAGGGGCCCAUCUCGUACACGAUUAUCUCAGAGACGUCGUCUGUGCGUCUGCGCGCGCUGAGUACGGCUGUCGGCCGGUCUGCGUAUUAUAUCACGGAGAUUCCGAUGAUUUACCUGGCGAGUCGCAUGCUGAAUACGACCGGCUGGGAUCUGGCGGGCAAGUGUGGGUAUGUCUGGGGCUGUACGGCGCUGUUUUGUUGGGUUGUGGCGUAUUUCUUCCUGCCUGAGUUGAAGCAUCGCUCGUAUCGUGAGGCGGAUAUUUUGUUUAAUCGCAAGGUGCCGGCUAGGAAGUUUAAGACCACUGUUAUUGGGGUUGAGGAGAAUGAGUAG
Messenger RNA from Aspergillus puulaauensis, 1605 nucleotides. RefSeq names its product putative MFS maltose transporter. NCBI's taxonomy places the organism in Eukaryota, Fungi, Ascomycota, Eurotiomycetes, Eurotiales, Aspergillaceae. The coding region runs from base 1 to 1605 and encodes 534 amino acids. The record is from RefSeq and is a predicted model, not a curated record. Gene Ontology annotation, molecular function: carbohydrate:proton symporter activity. The transcript is spliced from 4 exons. Gene Ontology annotation, cellular component: membrane. Gene Ontology annotation, biological process: carbohydrate transport; transmembrane transport.